This is a messenger RNA of Neohortaea acidophila, 567 nucleotides long. RefSeq lists its product as uncharacterized. NCBI's taxonomy places the organism in Eukaryota, Fungi, Ascomycota, Dothideomycetes, Mycosphaerellales, Teratosphaeriaceae. Gene Ontology annotation, biological process: regulation of protein localization; endosome organization. The coding region runs from base 1 to 567 and encodes 188 amino acids. The transcript has 3 exons. The record is from RefSeq and is a predicted model, not a curated record. Gene Ontology annotation, cellular component: BLOC-1 complex; endosome.
AUGCCUAUCUCAACUCAUUACUAUCAGUACCACCCGACCGGGUCGCUUCCCGUCAGCGUCCCAGGCAAAACUGCCACACAGCAAUAUACUCGGCACAAUCGCAGCUCCUCCAACUACAGCCAGUACUCCGCCUCGCCACCAGAAGCGCCAGAGAGCGUCGCCACCUCUGGCAGCCGCGUCUACUCGAGCGCAUCCAGCCAGUAUGCAGACGCCGACUACGAAUCGGCCAGCAGCGGAGCGACGAGCGUUGAUCUGCUCGAAUACAUGAGCGAACGACUCGCGGACACUUACAGCCCAAUGUCCAUGGAUCGGAAUUUGGCGAAACAAGCCCAGAUGUCUGGAGAGCUGAAUGCCAAGAAUCGCGAGCUCCAGGCUCUCAAAGCCCAGGCCAGGGCACGCCUUGCAAAAUCGCGGACCAACUUUUCCGAGGGCAUGAAAGCGGCGAGGGAAGUGCAGCGCGAUCUGGAGUGGACGCAGAAGAAAGUUCACGCUUUGAAUGCACGCGCUGCUCAGAAGUAUCCUGACCAGUACAGAGUCGCACGAGAGAGAUACCCGUCCGACUUUUGA